Messenger RNA from Cryptomeria japonica (Japanese cedar), 1409 nucleotides. RefSeq names its product protein SODIUM POTASSIUM ROOT DEFECTIVE 3. Gene Ontology annotation, molecular function: metal ion binding. The transcript has 4 exons. Bases 607 to 1188 code for a protein of 193 amino acids. The record is from RefSeq and is a predicted model, not a curated record. Lineage: Eukaryota; Viridiplantae; Streptophyta; Pinopsida; Cupressales; Cupressaceae.
GAUUUGUUUUAACUUUUCUUGAGUUUUAAGUCGGACCCAAUUCAAAAGUUUGGGUCAUCUUAACAUAAAAUGUUGAGAAUGAUUGAAUCCGCUAACUUAACAGAUUGUACAGAUAUUAAAUGAAAGAAAAACUAAGCCAAAAGUCCUGAGUCUUUUAAGGGCACUGGUAGAAUUCAUGCAUGAUAAAAGCUCGUUGGGUGCCAAACUUGUGGAAUUCAAAAGGUUGGCUAAGAACUAGUUUGGGGGUGGCUUGGUUGAGUUCUACAUUCUGAUAUUCAGUCAGAAUCUUAUCAUAUGCCGAUUUGUAGGAAUCUUAGCUAGGUUUUAGACCAUGUUGGGCAAUGAUGUAGAAUUUGUCUUAGUCAACAUGUGAGAUUUUGUGAAGAAGCUCACUAUAAUGAGUGUGCUAGAUAGGCAUUUUGAUUCAAAUAUCAUUGUUUUUCAUGGGUUUCAGAUUCUCAGAAGAUAAUGAAAACAUUGCUACGAAGAAGCAGUAGAUUGAUUGCCCACCCUAUGAUCAGGACUGAAUGAAUAUAAUGCAUAUACUUAUUCAUCCCGAAUCCUGAUCUGAGCACAGGUUCUGGCUUGUGUUUUGAUCUUAGCAUUAUGAAGAUGAAGGACACCAAAUUCAUCUGUGCAUCCCCUGCUUCAACUGCUGUGUGCAUGAGCAUAGAGCAGAGAUCUGUGGUGAGGCCAGGCAGUAGAGCUUUGGAGCAAACACAGCUCUUGGAGAGGCAAAGAAGCAGGGUUUCAGAGAUCCAUCAUGCUAGAACUGAUGAAUUUCACUACAGCAGAAAUGGAGAACAGAGUAGUGAUGGGAGGUAUCAAAGAGCUAGGCGCCACAGCACUCACAGUUUGUCAGCUACCAAGAACAUGUCUACAGUUGGUAAAGUUGAAAAGAACCUGUCUACACCUCAGAACUUAUCUAUUCUAUCUCAUCAUCAAGAGAAUCAUCCAAAAGCAUCUGCAUCAACAGAGGUGGUGGUAAUGAGGGUAUCUCUGCACUGUAAGGGAUGUGCAGGGAAAUUGAAGAAACAUAUUUCUAAGAUGGAAGGUGUGACAUCAUUUGCCAUAGAGUUGGAGGAGAGGAAGGUAACAGUGGUUGGCAAUGUUUCACCCAUGGGAGUGUUGGAAAGCAUUUCAAAGGUGAAAAAUGCUGAGUUCUGGCCUUCCUUGGCUAAUUUGUGAAUGUAAAGCAUCAUGAACAUUCUAGACUCUGAUGUUUUUGGCAGUAAGGGGAAUGAAGCACAAGGUUUGAUAUAGAAGACUUAUUUAUGUAUGCAAUUUUUUUUUCUUGCUUAAAAACUUUGUAGACUAAUGAAAGAUUAUAGCUCUUUCAUACCAUGCUAAUCUAGUGUAUGAGUGCAAUACCAUGUAGUAAUGACAACUGUGUUGUUUGUUUUGUUUCA